AUGAAUGGGACGGAAGGUAUCAAUUUCUAUGUGCCUUUCUCCAAUAAAACAGGGGUGGUGCGGAGCCCCUUUGAAUAUCCCCAAUAUUACCUAGCAGAACCCUGGAAAUACAAAAUUGUUUGCUGCUAUAUCUUCUUCCUCAUCUCCACCGGGCUGCCCAUCAACAUCCUCACCCUAGUUGUGACUUUCAAACAUAAGAAGCUACGGCAGCCACUCAACUAUAUCCUGGUUAACCUGGCAGUAGCGGACCUCUUCAUGGCCUGCUUCGGCUUCACCGUCACCUUCUCCACGGCCUGGAAUGGCUACUUCAUAUUUGGUCCCACCGGCUGUGCCAUUGAGGGCUUCUUUGCAACACUGGGAGGUCAGGUUGCCCUCUGGUCCUUGGUUGUCCUAGCCAUAGAGCGGUAUAUUGUGGUCUGUAAACCAAUGGGCAACUUCCGCUUCUCUGCAACCCAUGCCUUGUUGGGCAUUGCUUUUACUUGGGUUAUGUCCUUAUCCUGUGCUUGCCCACCUCUCUUUGGUUGGUCCAGAUAUAUACCCGAGGGGAUGCAGUGUUCCUGUGGCCCAGAUUAUUACACUCACAACCCUGAUUAUCACAAUGAGUCCUAUGUUGCCUAUAUGUUUGUCGUCCACUUCAUCAUCCCUGUGGUGGUCAUCUUCUUUUCCUAUGGGCGGCUCAUAUGCAAAGUCCGAGAGGCAGCUGCUCAGCAGCAAGAAUCUGCUAGCACUCAGAAGGCAGAGAAAGAAGUUACCCGCAUGGUCAUCCUGAUGGUGCUGGGAUUUAUGCUUGCCUGGACCCCCUAUGCUGUGGUGGCAUUUUGGAUCUUCACCAACAAAGGGGCAGACUUUUCUGCUACACUCAUGUCAGUGCCUGCCUUCUUCUCCAAGAGUUCAUCUCUCUACAAUCCCAUCAUCUAUGUCCUCAUGAACAAACAGUUCCGUAACUGCAUGAUUACCACAAUCUGUUGUGGCAAGAACCCCUUUGGGGAUGAGGAUGUCUCAUCAACUGUAUCCCAGAGCAAGACUGAGGUAUCCUCUGUCUCUUCCAGCCAAGUCUCACCUGCAUAG
Varanus komodoensis (Komodo dragon) is the source of this 1068-nucleotide messenger RNA. Its product is annotated as green-sensitive opsin. The record is from RefSeq and is a predicted model, not a curated record. NCBI's taxonomy places the organism in Eukaryota, Metazoa, Chordata, Lepidosauria, Squamata, Varanidae. Gene Ontology annotation, biological process: G protein-coupled receptor signaling pathway; visual perception; phototransduction. Gene Ontology annotation, cellular component: photoreceptor outer segment; membrane. Gene Ontology annotation, molecular function: G protein-coupled receptor activity. Bases 1 to 1068 code for a protein of 355 amino acids. The transcript has 5 exons.